Molecule: messenger RNA, 1623 nt
Organism: Sporothrix brasiliensis 5110
Lineage: Eukaryota; Fungi; Ascomycota; Sordariomycetes; Ophiostomatales; Ophiostomataceae
Product: T-complex protein 1 subunit gamma
Exons: 3
Coding region: 1-1623 (540 amino acids)
Biological process (GO): protein folding
Cellular component (GO): chaperonin-containing T-complex
Molecular function (GO): ATP hydrolysis activity; ATP-dependent protein folding chaperone; ATP binding
Source: RefSeq, a predicted model, not a curated record
AUGCAGGCCCCCGUGCUGGUGAUGAACACCGGAGGCGGUGAGAGACAGACUGGCCGCAAGGCGCAGCUGUCCAACAUCGCAGCGGCCAAGACGGUCGCCGACAUCAUUCGGUCGUGCCUGGGCCCCAAGGCCAUGCUCAAAAUGCUGCUCGACCCAAUGGGCGGCAUUGUCCUGACCAACGACGGCCACGCGAUUCUGCGCGAGAUUGAGGUGUCGCACCCGGCCGCCAAGAGCAUGAUCGAGCUGAGCCGGACACAAGACGAGGAGGUCGGCGACGGCACAACGACGGUCAUCAUCCUGGCCGGCGAGAUCCUGGCCCAGGCGCUGCCACAACUCGAGCGCAACAUCCACCCGGUCGUCAUCAUUUCUGCCUUUAAGCGCGCCCUCAAGGACGCGCUCGAAAUCAUAGAAGAGAUCUCGCUGCCCAUUGACAUUGACGACGACAAGGCCAUGUACGGCCUCAUCAACUCCUCGAUCGGCACCAAGUUUGUGUCCCGCUGGUCGAAGCUCAUGUGCGACCUGGCCCUCAAGGCCGUCCGCACCGUCGUCUGGGACAUUGGCAACGGCGGUCGCCCCGAGGUCGACAUCAAGCGCUACGCACGCGUCGAGAAGGUGCCCGGCGGCGAGAUCGAGGACAGCCGCGUGCUCGACGGCGUGAUGCUCAACAAGGACAUUACGCACCCCAAGAUGCGCCGGACGAUUGAGAACCCGCGCAUCGUGCUGCUGGACUGCCCGCUCGAGUACAAGAAGGGCGAGUCGCAGACCAACAUUGAGAUCUCCAAGGAGGAGGACUGGAACCGCAUCUUGCAGAUUGAGGAGGAGCAGGUCAAGGCCAUGUGCGACGCGGUGCUCGCCGUCCAUCCGGACAUUGUCAUCACAGAAAAGGGCGUCUCCGACCUGGCACAGCACUACCUGCUCAAGGCCAACGUGACGGCCCUGCGCCGCGUGCGCAAGACGGACAACAACCGAAUCGCCCGCGCCACCGGCGCCACGAUUGUCAACCGCGUCGAGGACCUGCAGGAGUCGGAUGUCGGCACCAAGUGCGGUCUCUUUGCGAUUGAGAAGAUUGGCGACGAGUACUUUACCUUUUUGACCAAGUGCACCACCCCCAAGGCCUGCACGAUCCUGCUGCGCGGCCCGUCCAAGGACAUCCUCAACGAGAUUGAGCGCAACCUGCAAGACGCCAUGGGCGUCGCCCGCAACGUCAUGUUCAAUCCGCGGCUGUCGCCCGGCGGCGGUGCCACCGAAAUGGCCGUGUCCGUGCGGCUGGGCCAGCUGGCCAAGAACAUUGAGGGUGUGCAGCAGUGGCCGUACAAGGCCGUGGCCGAUGCGCUCGAGGUGAUCCCGCGGACGCUGAUCCAGAAUGCCGGCCAGAGCCCCGUGCGCGUGAUCACGGACCUGCGCGCCAAGCACGCCGAGGGCAAGAGCACGUGGGGCAUCAACGGCGAUGCGGGCACGUUGGUGGACAUGAAGGAGUACGGUGUGUGGGAGCCGGAGGCGAUCAAGGUGCAGAGCAUCAAGACGGCGAUCGAGGCCGCCUGCUUGUUGCUGAGAGUCGACGACAUCUGCAGUGCCAAGAAGGCACAACCAGGUGUGGGCACGGGUGCUGGUGGUGACGAAUAG